GCAAGGACAGGUCUGCUAUGGACGUCUACCAAGACGCUAUCAACUAUCUGGAGACGCACCGUGUUCCAGUGGAAGCAGAGACAGACAUCCUGGAGGAUGUUUUCCAGGAGGAGGCAGUGUCCUGUUUUCUGUCUCCUCUUAACACAGAGAGCUUAGACUUCCCCGACACCCCGACGUUGUGCAGCCCAGAGGAGAUGCUGGAGAGGAGACUCAUGUUAGUGAAAGGCAUCCUGGAGAGUGAGGAGGUUUAUCUCAGAGAGUUAGACGCCCUGCUCAUGCCCAUGAAGGCUUUGCGGGCCUCAGCUGGGACUUCCCAGCCGGUGUUGUCCAGUCAGGAGGUCCAGACCGUUUUCUACCAUGUACCUGAGCUCAGAGACGUUCACCAAAGGUUCUGCUCGGGUCUGAAGGCCCGUCUGAAUGCACAGAGCCAAACAGAGGUCAGUCCAGAUGAGAAAACAACAACGACAUGCAGAAACUCUGAUUUGGAGGUGGGAGACCUCUUUCUGAAAAUGAUAAAUCACCUCAGUCUGUAUGGAGGGUUCAUUGAAAACUAUGAGAAAGCCAUUGAAGUUGUCAGAAAGUGCACGCAGGCAGAUCCUCGUUUCCGCACAAUCGCAGAGAGUUUGACUUCUAAAAACACUUCAGAUAAAACACGGACAAAAUAUACAUUAGAAGCUCUACUAUACAAACCUUUGGACAGAGUAACCAAAACCACUUUAACACUGCAGGACCUGUUGAAGGCAACGCCGGUGGAGCACAAGGAUUACACAGCCUUGCAAGAAGUUCUGAGAUUGUCACGAAGCUUCCUGUCUGGCGUCAACGAGAGUUCGCAAAGUAAACGGGGGGUCACGCUCAGUCACGGCAUGAGGCGUCAGCUGAUGCGUGACGGCUUUGUGGUGGAUGUGAGCGAAGGAGUGCGCAGCCUGCGUCACCUCUUCCUUUACACCGAUCUCCUGCUGUGCACCAGGUUCAAACAUGCAGCCAGAGGGAAACAGGACCAGUACAGGUACUCCUGGUAUUUGCCUCUCGCCGGACUCAAACUCCGCUGGGCUGCAGAUGAGGAGCGACUGCCUGACACCAACGUUCGCCUCCACACCUUACGGACAAAGAUGUAUCAACUACGGCAGCAGCUGCAGCAACAGGCGAAAGGUACCAAGUUUGGGACUUUGGCUCCUCGGAACAAGAAGAAACUGGAACAGAUGRAGCUGAUGUUUCUCACCUUCUCUCCGGUUUACAUACUAGAGCUGCACAGCCCCAGUGGCAAGAGUCACUGUUUGCUCUUCUCCUCCCUGUAUGAACUGGAAGAAUGGAGAGAAGCCAUUUAUAAACUCACCACAGAYGUCGUUGAAACUGUCCCGCCUGACCUGCUCACUCUCACCUGUGCCUGUGUGAAACUGAGAAUGACCCAGCAGCCACCUCUUCACAGCAUCACAGCUGAAGAUGGUGAAGAUUUGCUAAACGGCACUUUAAGUGUGGCAAUUCAUUCAGCUGUUGGUCUGCAGCACCCAGUUUGUGCUUAUGUGUGCGUUGAAGUGGAUGGCUAUGAGUUUUACGACAAUCAGACUCAGACACAYUCCUCUAUCAGCAGCCUCAGCCCACACUGGGAUGAGGAGCUGUCUUUUGAGGUGGACGGUGCAAAGAACAUGAAGUUGUUAUGUGUGAGUCAAUCAGACGGACAGGAUGAUUCUGUUCUGGGAAAAACGACUGUAAAGUUGGAGCCUAAAACUCUGAGUACCCAAUGGAGAAGACAGACCCUGCAGCUGGGUCAGGUGGACCUGACGCUCUCUCUGAAGUACAGUUCUCACYCUCUUGAACCCCCCAGCUCCACAGUCCAGCCACCGCCUGUCUUCGGCAUCCCGAUUGAAACAGUAGCGCAACAGGAGGGUGUGCUGGUUCCUCACGUGGUGCGGUGCUGCGUGGAGGAGCUGGAGAGGAGGGGCUUGGACGAGGUGGGCCUCUACAGGAUUUCGGGGACCACCACCGACAUCAACAUGCUCAAAGCUGCGUUCAACAGCAAUCUGAGAGAAGCAGUAACCAGACUGAGAAGUGCAGAAGUGAACGCCGUCUCUGGUCUCCUCAAACUCUACAUCAGAGAUCUGCCCGAGUCUCUGAUACCUGCGGAAAUGUUCCAGAGUCUGGCAAAAACUCUGGAUAUCCAGGACCUAAACUCACGGCUGGUGUCCAUGUUGUCGCUGCUGGAUUCCUGUCCUGACGUGAAUCGGCACACUUUCCUCUUCCUCCUGCAUCACCUCCAACGAGUUGCACAGAGGCAGGAGAUCAACAAGAUGUCUUUGCUGAACUUGGCCACAGUUUUUGGUCCCAGCCUCUUACGCCCCCCAGUGGCUGGACUGGGGCACGACGGGCCCAAGGUGGACAUCUCUCAGGAGGUGGUGAUCCAGGCCCAAGUGAUUUUCAGCUACCUGCAGUGCAAUAACCUCCCUGAAGCCUGGACCUCUUCACGGUAUGACUCAGACUCUGACGACGAGACCACCUACAUGUGAGACCACCAUCUGUGUGUCGGCAGGCCUUAAAUAGCUCAUGUGGAGACAUCCUUAUGGGGACUGUAAGAUAAUAAAUGUAUUUAUUGAGAAUAAA
This is a messenger RNA of Austrofundulus limnaeus, 2595 nucleotides long. RefSeq names its product active breakpoint cluster region-related protein. NCBI's taxonomy places the organism in Eukaryota, Metazoa, Chordata, Actinopteri, Cyprinodontiformes, Rivulidae. Gene Ontology annotation, cellular component: membrane. Bases 18 to 2501 code for a protein of 827 amino acids. Gene Ontology annotation, molecular function: GTPase activator activity; guanyl-nucleotide exchange factor activity. The record is from RefSeq and is a predicted model, not a curated record. The transcript has 22 exons. Gene Ontology annotation, biological process: positive regulation of GTPase activity; intracellular signal transduction.